Messenger RNA from Condylostylus longicornis, 1659 nucleotides. RefSeq lists its product as uncharacterized. The record is from RefSeq and is a predicted model, not a curated record. The coding region runs from base 1 to 1659 and encodes 552 amino acids. The transcript has a single exon. Lineage: Eukaryota; Metazoa; Arthropoda; Insecta; Diptera; Dolichopodidae.
AUGGAUCGUAACGGACAUGUCGAUCAACAAAGUGUCAACACGACAUCAAUAGAGACGUCACACAUCCAAUCCGAUUUAGAUGAUAGUAUCAGGUUCUGGGAGUUAGAAGAAAAACCGGAACACACAAUAUUUACAGAGGAGGAAUUAUUGUGUGAAAGGCAUUUUUCUGAAACAUUUCGUAGACUUGAGGAAGGACGCUAUCAGGUUGACUUACCUUUUAUACCAGAUGAGCGUCCCGUAUCACUUGGAAGUUCAAGACACAUUGCGAUUGCUAGGCUUUUCGGCAUGGAGAAGCAAUUUUCAAAAAAUGAGGUAUUGAAAGACAACUACAACAAGUGCAUAGCAGAAUAUUUAGAUAUGAACCAUAUGGAGCAAGUGAAUUCAAUGGAAUUAAAAAAUCAACGACAACAAAUCAUCUCGAAUUAUUUGUCACAUCACGGUGUCAUAAAGGAAAGUAGCUCAACUACGAAACUACGAGUGGUUUUUGAUGCAUCACGGCCUACUUCAAAUGGUUCAUCAUUAAAUGGCAAAACAUUAAAGGGCCCGGUCAUACAAGAUGAUUUAUCUACUCUUCUAUUACGUUUUCGAAAAUAUAAAAUUGCAUUUACAGCAGAUUUGGAGAAGAUGUAUAGGCAAAUCCGAAUCGCACCGCAACAUGCCGAUUAUCAAAGAGUAGUCUGGAGAGAUUCUCCGAGUCAAUCAAUUCGGGACUACAAAUUAACUACAGUAACAUUUGGUACAAAAUCAGCACCGUUUCUAGCAACAGGAGUAUUAAAACAGUUGGCGAUAGAUAAAAAGGUAAACUAUCCUAUUGCAUCAAGAAUAACGUUGGAUUCAUUUUAUGUGGAUGAUCUGCUGUCGGGUGCGGAUUCUAUCGAAAAGGCAUUAGAAAUGCAAAAACAAUUAUUGAACAUGAUGGCUUCGGGCGGAUUCUCUUUGCGCAAGUGGUCAUCAAACGCAGCUGAACUACUAGAGGCCCUUCCACAAGAACAUCGAGAAAUCAAUUGGCCUUUAAAAAUUGAGGAAGCUGAAACAGUCAAAACAUUGGGCAUACAAUGGGAUCCAGCAAACGACCAAUUUUCGUAUAAAAUUUCCCUACUAGAAAAUGAUUCACGGAAAUGGACAAAGCGAACAAUAUUGUCGGAGGUUUCAAAACUCUUUGAUCCUCUCGGCUGGUUGGCACCUUGUAUCAUUAUAGCUAAGAUAAUGAUACAAAAAUUAUGGCUUUUGGGUUCAGGCUGGGAUGAUGAAAUAGAAAGGAGCUUGCACGAUGAAUGGCAGAUUUACAGGAAGACUCUUGUUCAUCUGGAAGCACUACGUAUAAACAGAUGGUUCUACUAUUCAACAUCGGCAAAUAAAAUAGAACUACAUGGAUUUUAUGAUGCCUCGAUAAAGGCGUAUGCUGCAGUGGUCUACCUGGUUGUCAUAGACGAAAAGGGAGGCCGAAAAACUAGCAUGUUAACUGCAAAAUCAAAGGUGGUUCCAAUAAAAACAAUAUCUUUUGAGCGGCGCAGCAUUAUUGGCGAAACUUAUGAAAUAUGUCCAGCGAGUAUUGAAAAUUCAAAAUAUAUCGAAGGUGCAAGUUUGAACAGAUUCAGAGAUCGUGUUGGCUUGGUUGCGGGCUCACCCGAGCAAAUGGACAACGUUUAUAGCAAAUAG